AUGGGGUCCAUUCUGAAACAACUCAGUUCAUUGUUGAAUUUAAAAUAUUUAUGGCUUGAUGGUAACAAUCUCACUGAAACCAUCCCACCAUGGAUAGGAAACUUUUCUUUGUUGAGUAUUCUUUAUCUUGGUGACAACAAUUUUCAAGGAAGCAUACCCAAUGAGCUUGGGCAUAUAACAGGCUUGGAGAAGUUCUUAGUUCAUAUUAAUGAUCUAUCUGGUAUAAUCUCAUCCCCAAUCUAUAAUAUUUCUUCCAUAUCCACUUUUUUUGUUGGCGUUAACCAGUUGCAUGGAGAGCUACCACCAAAUCUCGACACUAUGCUUCCUAAUCUCAUAAAACUUCACUGUUGUACGAACAAAUUCAGAGGAAAUAUUCCUAUAUCAUUGUCAAAUGCUUCUAGACUUCAGGUGCUUGAACUUUCUGAAAAUGGCUUCUCUGGGACAUUCCUUGGUGAGAGUCUAGGAAACUUGAGAAGCUUAAUUUGGCUAAACAUACAUGACAAUCGAUUGUUGACAUAUAUCCAACAAUCCAUAGCCAACCUUUCGACCCAACCUAAUGUUCUUAGUUUGGGGGGAAAUUUUAUACAUGGAAACCUUCAUAGGGGAAUUGGAAACCUUAUAAACUUGACUGCUUUAGAAUUAGAAGAUAACCAUUUGAGUGGCAAUGUCUCGCAUGAAAUUGGGAAGCUAGAAAAGUUAAAGGAACUGUAUUUGGAUGUUAACCAAUUUUCUGGGUCAAUCCCAUCAUCCCUUGGUAAUAUGACUUCAUUGUUAUACAUGAACAUAGACUCAAACAGGUUUGAGGGUAGUAUACCUCCAAGUCUUGGAAAUUGUCACUACCUAUUAGAUCUUUACCUUUCCAGUAACAACCUUACGGGAACCAUACCUAAAAUGCUUAUGGAGCUUUCAACCCUUUCAAUUUCUCUAGACCUGUCUGACAAUUAUUUGACUAGUCUGAUGCCCUUUGAGGUGGGUAAUUUAGUGCAUCUCACGGAGCUAAAUGUAUUAAGAAACAAUUUAUUAGGUGAAAUCCCACGCACCCUCGACUGUUGUACUAGUUUGGAGUGCUUGUAUUUGCAAAGUAAUAAGUUUGAAGGAACAAUUCCUCAAUCUCUUAAGAAUUUGAAAGGCUUGGAAAAACUUGAUAUUUCAAGCAACGACUUGUCUGGGCCAAUUCCUGAAUUCAUAGGCAAGCUUGGUGCUCUCAAGUAUCUCAAUCUUUCGUAUAAUGAUUUUGAGGCCAAGUUGCCUAAAGAUGGUAUUUUUGCAAAUGCUAGUGGUGUUUCUGUUCUUGGAAAUCAUAGGCUUUGUAGUGGCAUCCCACAAUUACAUCUACCUCCAUGCCCCCCAAAAAAACACCAUUCAUCUCGAGGACUACACUCCCCAAAAGUAGUCAUCCCCAUAGCAUGUGUACUUGGAAUCAUAAUUGCUCUAUCAUGCUUCUGUGGUGCUUGUUCAAUGCUAGAAAAGUCAAGAGAUAGACUUGUAACUUCACAUUCUUAUCAGGAUUGGAAAUCAAGUGUCUCCUCCUUACAACUCGCUGAAUCAACUAACAAGUUCUCUGUGGAUAAUCUUAUUGGUUUCAGAAGUUUUGGUUAUGUUUAUAAAGGGAUAAUUCCUAAUGAUGGAACAGUAGUUGCGGUUAAGGUACUAAACCUUCAACAACAAGGAGCUUCCAAAAGUUUCAUAAAUGAAUGCAAAGCUUUAAGGAGUAUAAGGCACCAGAAUCUUCUCAAGAUCAUAACUGCGUGCUCGAGCAUUGAUAAUCAGGGCAGGGACUUCAAAAGUCUAGUUUUCGAGUUCAUGGCAAAGGGAAGUUUAGACUCAACGUUGUAUCCAAGAUACAAGGAGGAAUCUCCAAGCAAAAGAAUGAGUUUUAUGCAAAGAUUGAACAUUGCCAUUGAUGUUGCUUCUGCAUUAGAUUAUCUCCACCACUUAUAUGGUAGCCCAUGUUGGGAUUUUGGUUUAGCAAGGUUCCUCUUUGAAACAUCAAAUGAUUCAUCCUUCAGUCAAACACUGUCAUCUCAGCUAAAGGGUUCUAUAGGCUACAUUCCUCCAGAGUACGACAUAGGAGGCCAAGUUUCCAUACUUGGAGAUGUUUACAGCUAUGGGAUACUAUUGUGUGAAAUGUUCACAGGAAAAAGACCUAUUAAUGACAUGUUCAAGGGCGGUUUAACCAUUUACCAAUUUGUAGCCUUGGCUUUGCCAGACCAUGUCAUGGAUGUUAUUGACCAUUCAAUUAUUCUCAACCUCGAAACAGAUGGUGGCGUCAACAAUGACAUAGUGCGAGAAUGA
This is a messenger RNA of Malus domestica (apple), 2295 nucleotides long. The record is from RefSeq and is a predicted model, not a curated record. NCBI's taxonomy places the organism in Eukaryota, Viridiplantae, Streptophyta, Magnoliopsida, Rosales, Rosaceae.